AUGCCCGCUUCUUCUAUUACGGGUGCAGCGUCAGAAACUAAAUCUACACCUGCCUCUUCACCCCCGCCAGCCGACAUGGAUACAAAGAACGUGCCGGAGUCAUUGCAAGCGGAAGAGGAGCGCAUCAGGGCCCAGCGCGAGAAAGAUGACGCGAAACGAGACGCGCAAUUGGAGAAGGAGAGACAGGAGGAUAUCAAAAGUGGGAGAGAGGUCUUGGAUAAGAAGUUCCAGCAAUUGGAGUUUUUGAUGAACAAGAGCAAGCUGUAUGCGACCGUCAUGCUUGCGCAAAUGCAACGGCAAGAAGAAGAAGAGCAGGCUCAAGACGAAAAGACAAAAGGCCAGACUACAAAACGUGAAAAGAAUGCAGAAAAGACGGCAGCUGAAUCACAACGACGAGCGACACGCGGAUCCGCAGCGAGCGCACCCAAGACAGACGAGCCUGAAACAACACCAAAGAGAGGUCGCGGAAGGCCAAAGAAACAGGACAAUAAAGGCAAUGCGAAGCUGAAGAAGCAAGGUUCGGAUAUAUCCAGCUACUUCAGCAAAGCCGACCUGGAGAAGAAGACAGACCACAAGAAUGUUGGGGAUGCGCUGAAAGAGGCGGCGGAAGAGGACAAAGACAAUGUCAAGACAAGCGAUAUCGGAAUGACUGACUUGAAGUCGGCGCGACAACCGAAACUGGUCACUGGUGGCACAAUGCGAUCAUAUCAGUUGGAAGGUCUUGAGUGGAUGGUGUCACUCUACAACAACGGCAUCAAUGGCAUUCUGGCAGACGAGAUGGGUCUGGGCAAGACGAUACAAACCAUUGCUAUGCUUGCGCACUUGUGGGAGAACAAAUCAUACGGUCCCUUUUUGAUCGCUGCGCCGCUCAGUACCACGAGUAAUUGGGUGGCAGAAUUUGAGAAAUGGACACCAACCCUGCCUGUCAUGCUAUACCAUGGCGACAAGAAGGAGCGCGAGAGAUUACGCAAGACCCGGCUACGGAACCCGGGGACUGCAGAUUUUCCUAUCAUGAUCACUAGCUACGAGAUUUGCAUGAACGAUCGCAAGUAUCUUACGAGCUUCGGCUGGCAAUUCAUCAUUAUCGAUGAGGGACAUCGCAUCAAGAAUCUUGAUUGCCGGCUCAUUCGCGAGUUGCAGCAGUUUCAGUCGGCGAACCGUCUGCUCAUCACUGGUACGCCACUGCAAAAUAAUCUUACGGAACUGUGGUCAUUGCUACAUUUCUUGCUACCUACGGUUUUUGACAAGCUAUCCACAUUCGAGAGCUGGUUCGACUUCUCUGGACUGAAGGACAAGUCGAGCUUCGAACAAUUACUUUCAGAAGAGAGGCAGCAAUACCUGGUCAAGUCGCUACACGCGGUGUUGAAGCCGUUUUUACUUCGUCGAGUCAAGACGGACGUGGAAAGCUUGAUGCCUAAGAAGCGGGAGUAUGUGCUGUAUGCGCCGUUGACAGCCAUGCAACGAGAGCUGUACCAGGCCAUUCUCGAUGGCACCAGUCGGUCUUAUCUUGAAGAGAAAGCUGUCGAGAGGCUAAGCAUCGGUCUAAGCAGCAGAGCAGGGACACCCCUCAGCAUCCGCAGUAACAAUGGCGGCCUCAAGCGCAAGGCUUUGAGUAGGUUGAACACACCCAGCAAGAGUGCCAAGACGUCCCGUGCAGGCACCCCGGCGUCAGUCGCAUCGACAAGAAGCAGAGGUCGACCAAAAAAGAACUACGAAGAAGUCAGCGAUAAUGAGUUUUUUGACAACAUGGACAAACCAGAGGAGGAGGAAGAGGAGGAGGAGCUCAGCUCUGACGCAGAAGACGAGAAAAUCCGCGCUGCAACCUUUGAAAUCGCUAAACGUCAACUCAUGCAGAAGAAGCUCGGUAACCCAAUCAUGCAACUCCGACUCUGCUGUAACUCGCCCUACAACUUCUUCAACCCCUUUAUCAAAGCCGACACCGAUGGCACCGAAACCUUUGCCUCGGAGACAGAGCCAGAUGAGACGAUCGUCUCCACGUCAGGCAAGAUGCUCCUCCUUGACUCCCUCCUCCCCGAACUCAUCCGCCGAGGCCACAAAGUCCUCAUCUUCUCGCAAUUUACAACAACUCUCGAUCUCCUGGGUCACUACCUCGACCUGCGGUCCUGGAACUACGCCCGCAUUGACGGCUCAGUAGCGCAAACAGACCGUCAAGAGCAGAUACUCGCCUUCAACAAGCCCUCGACUACCAAAGAGGCAGCGGAUAUUUUCAUCUUGUCAACACGUGCCGGUGGCCAAGGCAUCAACCUCGCAGCCGCUGAUACAGUCAUUCUAUUCGACAGCGACUGGAACCCCCAACAAGACCUCCAAGCCAUGGACCGCGCCCAUCGUAUCGGCCAAACAAGAAACGUCAUCGUGUACCGCUUUGCCACGCGCAACACCGUCGAGCAGAAACUGCUUGAAUCCGCGGAAGCGAAGCGUAGGCUGGAGAAACUGGUUAUCAGAAAAGGUGGUGUGCGGAAUGAUCGCGGGAGUGGGCGUGGGAAUGACAAGGAGCAGGAGGUUGAGGAGCUGCAGAGACUGUUGAGGAGGAGUGAUGGGGAGAAGUUUGAUGUUGAGGGUACGGAGGUGGGGAAGAUUCUGGGGGAGGAGGAAUUGGAGAUUUUGCUGGAUAGGAGUGAGGAGGCGUAUGAGAGGGCGGAGAGGGGGUUGGAUAUUGGGGGCGAAGGGAAGGUGUUUCAGGCUGUGGGGAAGAGGGAGGAGGGAGCUCUUAUGGAGGGCUUGAGAGCGUGA
Pyrenophora tritici-repentis Pt-1C-BFP is the source of this 2751-nucleotide messenger RNA. Its product is annotated as HepA, Superfamily II DNA-RNA helicase, SNF2 family. Gene Ontology annotation, molecular function: ATP-dependent activity, acting on DNA; DNA binding. Lineage: Eukaryota; Fungi; Ascomycota; Dothideomycetes; Pleosporales; Pleosporaceae. The record is from RefSeq and is a predicted model, not a curated record. Gene Ontology annotation, cellular component: nucleus.